UGGUAGAAAACAGCUAGCUGAAUGAGAGGAGCUCUUCGAUUUCAAAGUACAGGAGCAUUUUUACUCGGAUUCUUUUGCCCGUCAGCGUUUCGUUUUGGUCUUAUUACCAAGUUAUUUUCUAGUACUGGGACAUGGAAGAAGAAUUGGGGCAGAUAAAAGUAAAUGUUAUACAAGGAUACAGAUUGGUUAUCCGGGACUUCAAGACCAGUGACCCUUAUGUUAUCCUCAAGCUUGGUGACCAGACAGCAAAGACCAAGGUUAUAAACAGCUGCCUUAAUCCUAACUGGAAUGAAGAAUUUAGUUUCUCUCUUUCAGAACCUUUUGGGGUUCUCAAAUUGGAAGUGUUCGAUAAAGACCGUUUCAAGGCGGAUGACAAGAUGGGACAUGCUCAUAUCAACCUUCAACCGCUAGCUGCUGCUGCCAGAUUGAGGCAGAUCCUUGGGGUGGCAACUGAUGGAACGACACUGAGGAAGGUUAUCCCAGAUAGCGACAACUGUCUUUCUGUUGAGAGUUCUAUAAAUUGGGAAAAUGGCGAGGUGGUUCAAAAUGUUUGGUUGAGGCUUUGUGAUGUGGAGUCUGGGGAGAUAGAAUUGAAGAUCAAAUUGAUCAAGCUUCCUCCUGUUUCUCCCCCAAAAUAAAGUGGAUUUGCUUAUAGAAUCAAGGAUUCUCCGAAAUUACGUGGAAAUCUUUAUGAAAGGCGCAGUAUCAUGCACCAGAUCUUUACCCCGUUUAACCAUUAGCACUGUUAGUAGUUAUGUUAUGAUUGUUGAAGCUCCAGGGUUUAAAUCAUUAGCUGCUAAGAUAGAAUUUAAACCCAAGGUUUGUAGGUUGUAUUGCUAUCAUUUCAUGUAAAAUUGCUGUAAACUCCAGAAAAAUUGUUGGAGGUGGCAAAAAGAUCGCUACUUUUGUGGAAAUGAUUAUUAGAAAUGGGUUUAUUAUUAUUUGAUUU
Molecule: messenger RNA, 949 nt
Organism: Olea europaea var. sylvestris
Lineage: Eukaryota; Viridiplantae; Streptophyta; Magnoliopsida; Lamiales; Oleaceae
Product: protein C2-DOMAIN ABA-RELATED 11
Exons: 4
Coding region: 132-638 (168 amino acids)
Source: RefSeq, a predicted model, not a curated record